Molecule: messenger RNA, 995 nt
Organism: Diversispora eburnea
Lineage: Eukaryota; Fungi; Glomeromycota; Glomeromycetes; Diversisporales; Diversisporaceae
Source: the annotation of a GenBank genome assembly
UAAUAAUAAUUUAAUUGAUAAUACAAUAACGACACUUCUUUGUGGUCAAAAAGAUAAUCAAGUCAUUUAUAUUCUUACGAAUCAAUCACCUCCUACUGGAAUCAAUUUAUCAAUUUUGAAUAUAACAACUUCACCACCAUCAAUUAAUUCUUUGAAUUCAUUACCAAUUGAUAAUUUUGAAAAUAAUAGUAAUUGGUGGGGUACAUCUGCUAUUUGGAGAAAUCUUGAAAAUUCGAAAUAUAGAUCUAUGUCUGAGAUUAAUAUGUACAAUUUAGUAAAUAAUACAUGGACUUAUCAGAAUGUAACAGGUCAAAUUCCUUCAGGUCGAGAUUCAUUUUCAUUAUCUCCAACUCGAGAUGGAAAAUUAAUUCUUUACGGAGGAAUAAACAAAUUAAACAGUAAUCCAAUUUCUUCUGAUAUUUCUAUACUUGAUACGACAACUACGCCAUUUACUUGGUCAACUCCUGACAUUAAAAAUCCAAUACCUUCGAGAUAUUCUCAUACUGCUAAUAUUAUUGGAAAUAAUUUGAUUGGUUCAAGUGUUCACUCUAAUUCUAUUCCAAGGUAUUCACAUGAUAGUAAAGUUUCUAACGAUAGAAAUAAUAAUAAAAAUUCUUUCUUCAAAAAAACAUUUACAUGGUCAAAAAAGAAUAAUGAUAACAAGGAUAAUAGAAUAAAUAGUUAUAAUAGCAGUAGUAAUAGUCAUUAUAGUAAAGUUAAACAUGAAGAAAACAGAGAAAAAGUAAUAACAAAAGAAUUAAAAGAAGAGCAAGAAAGUGGAUCAUCAAUAGAAGAAACUGAUUCAAUUAUAGAAGAACGUAAAGGAAAUGAAUAUCAAAAAAUUUCGGAUACUGGUAAAAGAAGUGCUCUAGAUUUUAGUCAACUUCGAUCUGUUCGUAAAGAUUUUAAAAAUUUAUUGAAUAUUAAGAGAGAUAAAAGUGAAAGUGCUCCCUCAACAGCUAGUCUUAUGAUACAAAGAGUUAUCUCUGUUUAUG